CCGUCUGCAUCGAUCCACAUCUCCAGUGAGAGAAUCAAUCGGAUCUACUGGAGUUUAUUAAUGAAGGUCAACACAUGAGUUCACUAGAGUUUUAUGGAUGGACAGACACAUGCUGGAUAUACAGAUCGCGUUUCUCUGAUUACCGAGUCUUACACACCAGCGAUGCGUCUUAACAAACAUUAUAUUACAUGUAACAGACACUGAAGCCAAAUAUUUACUGGAAUAUAGAUUUACACUUCAUUUCAGUACGGACAAACUCAGGAGAACAGUGUUGAAGUGAAGGACACAAACUGAGGGAUAUGUUUUCAAUAUCGCUCAUUUCAUUACUUUAAUAAUCAUAUUUCAGCAGUGUUAUACAUCAUGGCUGGACACGGAUGGUGGAAAUAUUAUAUGUGGAUUUAUAUCUUCACCUACAGGUUUAUAUUAUCAUCAGCCAAAUCACUGGACACCAUCAUCUGGAGCUCUCAAAACCUCAAGUUCCAGAAGGGCAAAGGUCUGGUGAUUUUUCCUGAUAUCGGGGAUAAGUUGGAUAUUAUCUGUCCUAAAGCAGACAUGAGCCACCCGUACGAGUAUUAUAAGCUGUAUCUGGUAAAAAAGGAUCAGGCGAAGGACUGCAGUACUGUUCUGGAUCCAAAUGUGCUGGUCAACUGCAACAAACCAGAGAAGAAUAUCAAAUUCACCAUCAAAUUCCAGGAGUUCAGUCCAAACUACAUGGGCCUGGAGUUCAAGAAGAACAUCAAUUACUACAUCACCUCCACGUCAAACGGCUCCUUGGAAGGCUUGGAGAAUCGUGAGGGAGGCGUCUGCAAAACUCUCUCUAUGAAGGUUAUCAUGAAGGUUGGACAGGACCCAAAUGCAGUAGAACUAGAGCCACAGCAGACUGAGCGGCCGAUGCUUGAAGCAGGUACUGAUGUUCCCUCUGACACAUACCACAACAGAACGCCAGGAGCAGCAAACUCAGACACGAUUAAUCAAAAUCCCAGCGACAGUGAUGAUGGCAUUCUGGGGUCUAAGAUCGCUGUGUUCUCUGUCAUCGGUGCUGGUUGCGUCAUCUUUCUCAUCCUCAUAAUUUUCCUGGUCAUUCUGCUCAUCAAGAUUCGCAAGCGCUCACGGAAGCCCACGCAGCCCCGAUCGACCGCCCUGAUGCUCAGCACCCUCACCAACCCCAAGAUGAUGGGCAAUGCUGGCUCCGAGCCCAGUGACAUCAUCAUUCCAUUACGGACAGAAAACAAUUACUGCCCGCACUAUGAGAAAGUGAGCGGCGAUUGCGGUCAUCCGGUCUAUAUCGUACAGGAAAUGCCGCCACAAAAUCCGACCAACAUCUACUACAAGGUAUGAAGCUUCAUGAGAGCUGUUGGGAGAUCCAGUAGAGAAGAUAAUUUUUAUUUCACAGACUCUGAUAUUAAGAAGUCCAUAAAUGUUUACCAGAACACAAACAAUCGACAGAAAACCACAGGACAAAACAGAGUGACAGUUGUUUUUUGGCUAUAGGCUGAAUGUUGGAGAUGGUAACCUCAGUCUCUCUCUCUCUCUCUCUCUCUCUCUCUCUCUCCUGGAACCAUUUAAAUAAGUUUCCUGUAUAUUGUGCAACCAUUAGAGCGUUUUUCAUUUCAAGCAGAUCCUUUAGUUUCAAAAAAGCCCUCAGGUGUAAAUUCAGCCUUUUCACACUCAGGUAACAGGGCACAAGAUGACAAAUAAUGGCAAUUGUCCCUUCUCACAUCUGUAAUAUUUGCCUUACUAUUUUUAAACAAAUUCUUGCUCUUUCUCAUAAAGAUUCAUUUGCAUAAAGAUUAAUUUUGCUUAAGGGUGUUUUAUAGUGUGUGUAUUAAAUAUAAUAAUGAACAUUUCUCUUAUCUAUGUCAGAUUCAUCUCUGUGUUUUAUUAUGUAUAUUGAUAAUUGGGCCCUUGUGUUAUCUAACUUAACCAGCAGUUACUGCAGGCCAAGAGAUCCGAACACUUGGAGCUCAUUCGGAGGGUUUCUAGGGGCAGUUCAUCCGAAAAUGAAAAUUAUGUUUUAAUUUAAUUACCAAACCUUUUUGACUUUUUUCUUCCAAGAAAAACAAAAGGAAAAAUGUUGGAGAGUGUCCAAGCUUCACUUUACCAAACAAUGAAAGUGAAUGGGGACUGGGGCUACUACAUUUACAUUUACAUUUAUGCAUUUGGCAGACGCUUUUAUCCAAAGUGACUUACAGAGCCCUUAUUACAGGGACAGUACCCCUGGAGCAACCUGGAGUUAAGUGCCUUGCUCAAGGACACAAUGGUGGUGGCU
Molecule: messenger RNA, 2269 nt
Organism: Xyrauchen texanus (razorback sucker)
Lineage: Eukaryota; Metazoa; Chordata; Actinopteri; Cypriniformes; Catostomidae
Product: ephrin-B1-like
Exons: 5
Coding region: 361-1338 (325 amino acids)
Biological process (GO): axon guidance; ephrin receptor signaling pathway
Cellular component (GO): plasma membrane
Molecular function (GO): ephrin receptor binding
Source: RefSeq, a predicted model, not a curated record